AUGACAGCCAUUAUCUAUCAGUUGGCCGUAAACCUUGAUUGUCAGCAACGAGUCUACGAUGAAAUUAUGACCUGUUUUCGGGACAAUACCGACACCCACGACACCGACACCAACACUACGAUAACAAUUGGCGAUCAGUUGUUUGAUUGGCAAUCAUUGGCCAGACUUGACUAUUUGGAUGCAUUUAUUUGCGAAACAUUUAGAUUGCAUCUGAAUUUCGAUAGAGACGGACGGGUAGCCAAUCAGGACUAUACAGAUGAGACAACCGGUGUGACCAUCGAAAAAGAUCGGUCGAUAUUUUUUUCACGUUCAGCAUUGCACUCGUCUACCGAUUACUACCGACAGCCCGACCAGUUCAUACCCGACCGGUUUCUCAAAUCAAAUCGACACCAAUUGGUCGACUCGGGGGCCUUUCUGGUCUUUGGUUUCGGCCGUCGUAUGUGUCCGGCCUAUAAGUUUGCACCGAUGGUCCUGAAAUUGACCGUGGCCCAAUUGCUGGUCGGCUACAAGUUUUUACCGCCCAUUGAUGGCCAGACUACUGUUGAAUGGAAAGUCGAUCCGAUUUUCCAACACUAUGUCUAUGCACCCAAUGAUUUUUUUUACUGA
Molecule: messenger RNA, 606 nt
Organism: Oppia nitens
Lineage: Eukaryota; Metazoa; Arthropoda; Arachnida; Sarcoptiformes; Oppiidae
Product: cytochrome P450 3A19-like
Exons: 3
Coding region: 1-606 (201 amino acids)
Molecular function (GO): monooxygenase activity; iron ion binding; oxidoreductase activity, acting on paired donors, with incorporation or reduction of molecular oxygen
Source: RefSeq, a predicted model, not a curated record